AUGAAUAGUCUAAGUAUGCCGUGUCUAGUAAAUGUUUGCCAAAACAAUGGCAAAUGCUUUCUUUUACUUAAUACUACGACAACAACAUAUUGUUUAUGUAAUAGGUGUUUCACAGGUAAUCAAUGCGAAAUUGAACAAUACUCCAAUAAUCUUUGGAUCUAUGGUAUAUCAACAGAAAAUAAAAAAGAUUAUAAUCCAUAUAACGAAACAAUUGUGCGUAGCAUACUUGGGAUAAUAUCAUUCGCAAGUAAUCUAUUAUCAUUGCAAACGUUUGUAUUUUCUAAAAAAAUACGUAUAACAAAUCUUGGUGUAUACCUAAUAUUAUAUUCAUUAACUGGUUUAAGUAUGAGUAUUAUUCAAACUGUAUUUGCAUUUCUGAAUUUAACUCUUAAUUUUAAAAAAGUUUCAAAAAUGAAUCAUUUAAUACAAUGUGGAUUUAUGUAUUUACUUAUAAAUUCAUUAAAUUACUGUCUCUGUUGGUUAUGGCUAUACAUUGCAGUUGAACGUGUUCUUAUCGUAUAUUCAUUUGUUAGUCUCUAUGAUUCAAGACGGCGUUCAAUUAUUUCAUCCAUAUUACUUUACACAUUAAUACCAUUAUCAAAUAUACUGCCUAUUUUAUUUGGUCGAAAAGGCUAUAGUUAUGAUUCAUAUGAUUUUUGUCUACUAAACUUUACAUCAAUUGUUUAUAUAUUUUAUUCAAUAUUUAAUUAUAUUAACUAUAUGGCAUCUCCACUUUCAUUUGCCUUUGCAUGUAUAUUUAUCUUUAAAUAUCUCCUUGAACAUCGUCGUAACUUAGUCAACGACGAAUCAUUCCGUUCAUCAUUAGCUUUGAUUGCAUUCAAACAUUGUGACUUUUUUCUACCACCACUGAUCUUCUGUCUACUAACGAGUCCUCAUUUUAUAUUUGACAAACUGAUGAAUUGCUUACGAGCAGAUUCAUUGGAAGUAUCACAUACACAGAGUGUAACACGACUAUUAGCUGACAGUGCAUUGGCAUCUACAUUUUUUUUCUAUGUUUGUUUAUCAAAAUUAUAUCUUCAAGAAUUUUGGCGCACAUCACCUUUUGGACGGUUUUUUAUUCAUGUUAAAAAACGUAUUAUAUAUUGUUGUAAGCCGAGUAAAGCAAAGAUAUAUGCAGUUCAAUAUUCGCCAUCAUCGUUACCCACUCAUACUCACUCUCUUCUUUAG
Messenger RNA from Rotaria sp. Silwood2, 1188 nucleotides. The record is from the annotation of a GenBank genome assembly. Lineage: Eukaryota; Metazoa; Rotifera; Eurotatoria; Philodinida; Philodinidae.